Ornithorhynchus anatinus (platypus) is the source of this 2146-nucleotide messenger RNA. RefSeq names its product sprouty RTK signaling antagonist 2 (gene SPRY2). Bases 407 to 1357 code for a protein of 316 amino acids. The transcript has 2 exons. The record is from RefSeq and is a predicted model, not a curated record. Gene Ontology annotation, biological process: animal organ development; negative regulation of Ras protein signal transduction; multicellular organism development. NCBI's taxonomy places the organism in Eukaryota, Metazoa, Chordata, Mammalia, Monotremata, Ornithorhynchidae. Gene Ontology annotation, cellular component: membrane; cytosol.
GGAGCGUCCAGCCUCCUGCUCAUUGAGAGAAAGAGGAAAUACUCCGGGCUCUGUUUUCUUCUUUCAGAAGGAGAAAAAGACACCCCCCCCCCCCCCGCCCCCAGCCCCGACCCGGAGGGGUGAUUAGCAGCAGCGAUCGGCGGGCCCCUCUGCUCUGGAUUUUCCUCUUUCCCUCCUCCCCCCCUACACACACACACACACACACACACAAACCUUUUUUUUUUUUCUGGUGGUUUGCAAAGUGGACUGGAACCGUUUGGAAGGGGAAAGUUUGCUGUAGGGCUGGAUUUAUUUGCAAACCGCAGGAAGAAGAAAAUACAAGGGAGAGAGUGUCUGGUGCCGAGCCGAGAUCACGGAGUUCAGAUGUGUUCUAAGCCUGCCGGAGUGAUCACUCUUCAGGUCCCUGAUGGAGACGAGAGCUCAGAACGGCAGUGGGUCUCAGCCCUUGCUUCAGGCUCACCGUGACAGCGGGAGGCAGCAUGGGGAGCCUGACCCGAGAGAUGCUCUCGCCCAGGGGGUUCACGUGUUGUCCCUGGACCAGAUCCGAGCCAUCCGAAACACCAACGAGUACACCGAGGGACCCACGGUGGCCCCGCGGCCGGGGGGCAGGGCCGCCGCCCGCCCUGCCGCUCAGCCCAAAAGCGAGAGGCCACCGGGCUUGGCCGACCACCGCCAGCUUCACCGGGUCCAGCACUCCCAGAUCCAGCAGUCAGCUCGAGCUCCCCUGUCCCGGUCCAUCAGCGCUGUCAGCACGGGGUCCCGGAGCAGUACAAGGACGAGUACCAGUAGCGGGUCCUCGGAGCACAGACUCUUGGGGUCGUCUCACCCUCCUUCGGGGCUCGCGACCGACGGGAUCAUUCGGGUCCAGCCCAAAUCCGAGCUGAAGCCGAGCGAACUGAAGCCCCUGAGCAAGGACGACUUGGGCACGCAUGCCUACAGGUGCGAGGACUGUGGGAAAUGCAAGUGCAAGGAGUGCACCUACCCCAGGCCCCUGCCUUCGGACUGGAUCUGUGACAAGCAGUGCCUCUGCUCCGCGCAGAACGUCAUCGACUACGGAACCUGCGUGUGCUGCGUGAAGGGCCUCUUCUAUCACUGUUCUAACGACGACGAGGACAACUGCGCCGACAACCCGUGCUCCUGUACCCAGUCCCACUGCUGCACCCGGUGGUCCGCUAUGGGGGUCAUGUCGCUCUUCCUACCCUGCCUGUGGUGUUACCUCCCGGCCAGGGGCUGCCUGAAGUUGUGUCAGGGGUGUUAUGACCGGGUCAACAGGCCCGGCUGUCGCUGUAAAAACUCCAACACGGUGUGCUGCAAAGUCCCCAGUGUCCCACCCAGGAACUUCGAGAAGCCAACAUAGCGCUAUCAAUCAGGAAUGCCCCAGUACUAAGGAUUAUAACUUUUAACACACAUAUGCAACUGACUAAACAGCUAUAGUCUUGGCACUGUUGGGAGAGGGUUGGGAUAGUCUUCGCAGUUUGCAGUGUGAAAUGCUUUUUUGUGUGUGUGCCAUCUUAACUGAUAUGCUUGUUAGAACACAGCUAAAUGGAGCUCGGAAUAUGGGAUUCAGAACUUCGUGACCCACAUAUUGCAUAAGCUAAAGCAACACAGACACUCCUAGGCAACCCUAUUGUUUGUGAAUAGUACUUGCAAAAUUUGUAAAUUAGCAAAUGACUCUUUUUUCCAUUGUUUUCUGCCAGAGAUAAUGUGCUAUAUUUUUGUACAUACAAUAAUAUUUGCAACUGUGAAAAACAAGUUGUGUCAUAGUGCGUGGCACGGUCACAAAAUAUUAUACUAAUAUGUUGUACAUUCGGAAGAAUGUGAAUCAAUCGGUAUGUUUUUAGAUUGUAUUUUUGCCUUACAGAAAACCCUUUAUUACAAGACUCUGAUUUCCCUUUGGACUUCAUGUAUAUUGUACAGUUACAGUAAAAUUCAACCUUUAUUUUCUAAUUUUUUUCAACAUAUUGUUUAGUGUAAAGAAUAUUUAUUUGAAGUUUUAUUAUUUUAUAAAAAAGAAGAAUAUUUAUUUUAAGAGGCAUCUUACAAAUUUCACCCCUUUCUAUGAGAACAGGAUAGUUGCUGCAAAUGAGGGGUGACAGAUGCAUAUGUUCAAUAUAAAAUAGAAAAUAUAUUAACGUUUGAAAUUAAA